Molecule: messenger RNA, 483 nt
Organism: Mesoplodon densirostris (Blainville's beaked whale)
Lineage: Eukaryota; Metazoa; Chordata; Mammalia; Artiodactyla; Ziphiidae
Gene: NDUFS6
Product: NADH:ubiquinone oxidoreductase subunit S6
Exons: 4
Coding region: 43-417 (124 amino acids)
Biological process (GO): mitochondrial electron transport, NADH to ubiquinone
Source: RefSeq, a predicted model, not a curated record
GCUCGGCGCAUCGGUGCGCGGGGUCAAGGGUCAGCCUGAAAGAUGGCGGCGGCGGCGACCUUCCUCAGGCUGCUGGGCCGGGGAGGCGCGGCGGCGCGGAGCCUACCCGGGGCCGCCAGGUGCUUCGGGGUGCGGACCUCGCCGGCCGGGGAGAAGGUCACGCACACCGGCCAGGUUUAUGACAAUAAAGACUACAGGAAAGUUCGAUUUGUAGGUCGUCAGAAAGAGGUGAAUGAGAACUUUGCCAUCGACCUGAUAGCGGAGCAGCCUGUGAGCCAAGUUGAGAGUCGAGUGAUAUCGUGUGACGGUGGUGGGGGGGCCCUGGGCCACCCCAAAGUGUACAUAAACCUGGACAAAGAAACAAAGACGGGGACGUGUGGCUACUGUGGCCUGCAGUUCCGGCAACCCUGCCACUAGGGCUGCACGGGCAGCUCGGUGACACCGACUCUGUCUCUAGUGCCGAAUAAAGGGUGUUGUUCUCCA